Molecule: messenger RNA, 3402 nt
Organism: Alternaria novae-zelandiae
Lineage: Eukaryota; Fungi; Ascomycota; Dothideomycetes; Pleosporales; Pleosporaceae
Exons: 5
Coding region: 1-3402 (1133 amino acids)
Biological process (GO): metal ion transport; transmembrane transport
Cellular component (GO): membrane
Molecular function (GO): metal ion transmembrane transporter activity
Source: RefSeq, a predicted model, not a curated record
AUGGUCGUACAUUCCCACCUGAUUAUCACCUGCGGACCAAGUGCUCUCCAGGAGCUCUUCGAAGAGGGUGUCGAGUUCAUCUCUGAGAACUAUCUUGUUGCAGACGGACCCAGUCUGGUUCAUGUUACCGAUUUUUACGGACAAGUCGCAUACCUCCCACUCAAGCUAUGCUCAACAUACGUCGCACUUUGUCGUAAUAUCGAGAGUAAGUGUCUCGAUGGCAGCGAGAGAGAUAAUAAAGACUAUGUCAUACAUUUUGGGUCAGACGAAGCAGCAUUGGAGGCAGAUCAAUGGCCACACGUCAUGAAAUGCGAACGAUCUGCAAUGAUUGUUCUGCGCCUCAGCCGGAAAUUUACGAGCCGGGGUAUCUCUUCGAUCGAUCGUUUGCGUAGUGAACCAAGAACGAUUGAGUACGGUGAUCUGCGCUCUGAGUGUGACUCCACAGACGAUAACGAGACUCAGGCGCUUAUCGUAAGGCGACCUCUCAAUGAUGCCGAGCAAGGUCACCAAGCCGAGUACGUUGUCGGACCCAGUGAGAGUUUAGCAAGGCAAGGUUACAUGGUGAAUGACCCCAGCUUACUCAUGGGUCGCAGCAAUAGUAUUGUUGGUCCGAAGCCGGUCAUUUUCCGCCGUCCAAAACGUAUGAUUAGGCCGCCUUUCGCAUAUGACGGCCAUCAUGUCGCCAGGGCCAUUACAUAUGAGAGCGAAAACGCUGUUCAUAUUAGCAGGAGUUUGGAUGGGUCGGUUGUUGCCAGCAACAAAACUUCUCAUGAAGCUCCAUCGUUCGCGGAGGGAGUCGGCAAUGCGUCAUCGAAUGAUGAUCCAGUCGAAUCGUCCCACAGUCCAAAGGGAUCUUCUGUACCAAACAGCAUUGACGUAGUAGACAACGAAAAGCUUCCCGGCCCUUUCGAACUUACGUCUGAUGUCUACGAUACGCGGGAAUACACAAAGAAAGAUGCUCAGAGUUUGUUGUCGUUAUCAUCUCACUCAGUUUACGAGCGAGACCAUGUCGAGUCUGGAGAGCAAGAGGCGACAUUAGGAGCGCUACGAGAUGUGAUAUCAGACGAUGAAGAUGGCGUGAGACCCGGAAUAAAAGCCACCACUGUCGUUCCGCAAGGCCGAACAGAGUCGUCCGUUGCCACACAAGAUGUGUCAAAACCAUUGAAAGAAGGCAUAAAGGACGAGGAGCUCAUUGGCUCAGAUCUACAGCUACAGGAUGAUCUGAAAAUGACACAAGAAGAAGAGAGCCGUCUCAAAGCCGAAGGGAGCAAUGGAGACCAAAGAACUCUCGUGGGAUUACAGGUCAAAGAUCUUAAAGGACUGAUAAGCGAAGAAGUUGCUGCUGCAUUAAAACAAAACACUGACCAGGUCAACCGCGAUGUUCAGAAGCAACUGGAACCUGAGCUUCGUGGCCGACUCGCCAAAGCUGGCUUCCUUCCAGACCUUAUUGAAGCUAUCGUCAAACAAGGGGAUGAGACAACAACAGAAGGGGAAGACAAACCCCUAUCUAACUAUACAAGAGUACCUACGAGUCAGCUCGACGAGGCCACUUUGUUUCAUUUCAAUGUCCGAUUCAAGCAUGACAUACUCGAUCCCAACUUCUGGAUCAUCUUCCCACAUAUGACAAGAGAUGAGUUAGUGCCCAUGUUUGAUCACACACGCGAACGUCAUCUGAACGCACAUUCCGAAAGGGAGCGGGAAGAGCGAUCGCGUGAUCAAACACAAGAACGGCAAGAACAACGUGCACCCUUCACCGAUGUCGAAGAGUCCUCCUUAGAAGAUGUCUCGGCAUCACUAGUGUCCUGUUACGAGGCCUCUACCAGAGUCGUUAAAGGUACCACCGAUUGCAACGAGCUAACUGUAAUGGACGACACAAAUGGCCUCAUCCAGGUACUUGUUUCGGGCACCGGCAUUACCAACAGCGACAUCUCAGGUGAUGUUCGAAUCGAUUCAGAAGGCGAGACUUAUGUCACUUCGAGAAGGGUCACACAAUGGCAGACAGCUCUGAUGUACAAACACACACAACGCAUCUUUCAAUCUACUAUGGAGGUUAUGGACCAGUUUGUACCGAAAUACUACGACCAUCAGCUCUUGCGCAGAUGCUGGGGUGCGCUCAGGUACAUCAUCAAGCUAUCUCAUUGGGUUAUGUCGUCUCAACUGGCUAAUGUGGAGGAGAAAAAUGAUCUCUUCGUCGAGUAUCUCAGUGCCAUGGCACUGCGUAUUGAGGCGUUGCGCUCUAAAGCAAUUGAUAUUCGCAACAGUGUCGCAAAUGAGAGAGACGAAAAGCCGAGCGAAUACCUCCUAACGCUGUCGCUUGUGAAAGCAGCAGAGAAGAUUCUCCAGACGAUCGAUACUUGCGGGUAUAGUGUCCGAGAACUGCACAACCUCGACAAAGCCGAUACGAUGCCUUCUAUAUCACGGAACGAACUGAAAACUCAUAUGAAUCUGCUUUCCUACUUUGGCUCAGCAGCUUCUACCUCGCUUUCAUCAGCGCGUAAAGAGCUAAUGAUAAUGGCGCAUACCGGCAGCCAUAGGGGAGCGGUGCAAAACUUCCGCAGUACUCCUGAGGUUACUUUGUUCAUAUGCCUCAUCCAUCUUUGGUCAAGAACAAUAUCGCAGAAUCUAUCUGUACCUGACUUGUACAGAGAGAAUCUUUCGGUCAUGCAAUACAAAGCUAACCGGCGGCCGUCGAAGCUUGCCCUUCGAGAACUGUACCUCUUGGAAGAGGAAUUUGAGAUGGUAGCCUCCAUAUGUGCUCAACAACGCCGCAUGAUCAGUGAUUGCUACGAGGUCAUCUAUCCCUGGAGCUAUCGCAUCGCGACCAAAGAGUGCUAUAGAGCCUACAAAGACAUCGCAUUUCCCCUCAUCACACACAUAUUUGAUGAUCCUGUUGGCAUGGGAGCAACCCUUACAGGAAUAAAACAGAUACGGGCAUCGUUCGAUAAGACCAAAGAGGUGCUCCGCCACAACGUUGAAGUCUCAGAAGAAAGCAACUCGAAAGCCAUCAGAGUUUUUACUCUAGUGACAAUCGUGUUUCUUCCACUUUCUUUCAUCUCUUCCGUAUUUGGCAUGAACACUACGGAUAUAAGAGACAUGAGCAGCUCGCAAGCUCUCUUUUGGGUCAUUGCCAUUCCUGCCACAACGCUGAUUGGAGGACUCUCUUUGAUGAUCGCAUAUCAUGGAACGUACAUGUGGGCUAAGGUACGCGCGAUGGGCGAUGCUGCGUGGGGAUCAGAGAAGAUAUCGCGCGGGCGGCGUGCCUGGAAACGAAAGCCAAAAGACGUGGAAAAGGUAGACGAUGGCGAGAUUGAAGAUACACGGCCUCUGGGACCAGGUCAUCUCCGGAGAAGGAAGACAGUCUUGAACGUCGUUGGGUCGAAGAAGCCAAGGAAGUUCAGGUAA